Xenopus tropicalis (tropical clawed frog) is the source of this 4132-nucleotide messenger RNA. It is a transcript of the gene usp21, whose product is annotated as ubiquitin specific peptidase 21. Lineage: Eukaryota; Metazoa; Chordata; Amphibia; Anura; Pipidae. The record is from RefSeq and is a predicted model, not a curated record. Gene Ontology annotation, biological process: ubiquitin-dependent protein catabolic process; protein deubiquitination. Gene Ontology annotation, molecular function: cysteine-type deubiquitinase activity. The transcript has 14 exons. Gene Ontology annotation, cellular component: nucleus; cytoplasm. Bases 161 to 2017 code for a protein of 618 amino acids.
CCUGUGAGAGACGCAUGCGCAGGAGGGGGGAAGCUUGGGCAAGAUGGCGGCGGAUGCUGCGGUUGCUAUGAAGCCAGGGAGUGGUAGGCCGUGAGAUACAGCGCACAGGAUGCACUGAUGUGAGGUCAGUCGGGGACACGGCGGCGCCUGCGCUCGGACAAUGAGGAUCCCGCUGAACCUCAGACCCACGAUGCCCCAGGUGUGUGAGUCCCGGCUUGCCCGGGGCAGAGAGCUCUCGACGGUCGGCGCGCAGCCCAAGGGCGUCGGCAAAGCUUUAAGCUCCCACCGUACGGUGAGCACGGAACGCCAGAGCUCCGCCUACGCCACCACCCUCUACAGCAAUGGAGUUCCAUCCACCCCCAAGAUGCGCCCGUUACCCCCCAGGCCGGCACCGGCGGAUGAGAAGGGGAAGGUGGAUCGGGGGCGCAGUUCGCAGUGGGCAGAAUCUUCCCGCCCUUCCUCCGGCAAGCGAGGGCCAAUAAAGGGCGACCACUUGCUCCGAGUAACCAAUUCCGCCAAGGGGACGGCCCCGCCACCGGGGGGCAGAGCGGGCAGUCUGUCUCGCUCCAAGUCUGUCAGCCACGGAGACCUCAGUGCCACCCGGGAGAAGCCGGAGGAGGUGGCUAAAAGCCUGGCGCGGGUGAGUUUGCGGGAGCGCAGCGCCUCCUCCACCCGGAAGCCAUUGCUGGACACCUCCCUCCUCAAGAGAAGCUCCUCCCUGAAGCGGCUCCACGUGCUGCCGGUUUUAGAGUCGCAGCAGAAACUCGACUCCUCGCGCUCUUCCCAGCUCGGCGCUUCUACCAAGGCUUCCGCCAGCGAGCAGCACGAGGGGGACGGGCGCUACCAGCUGGGCAGGGCAUCCCACACCUCCGCCAGCGACGGCCCCGUCUGUAAUGGCAUCAAGGCCCAGGAUCGGGCCCUGUCUGUCACCUCUCCUCCCCCCCGGCUUCCUGCCCUCGGCUCGGGUCACGUCGGCCUGCGGAAUUUAGGGAAUACGUGUUUCAUGAACGCCGUGCUGCAGUGUCUGAGCAGUACCAAGCCCUUACGGGACUACAUUCUGCGCCAGGAAUACCGACAGGAACAGCCAGGAAGCUGCAAGGCACAGCAGGAGCUCACCGAAGCCUUCGCUGAUGUCAUUGCGUCCCUGUGGAGCCCCGACCCCCCUGACGCUGCAAACCCGGCGCGGUUAAAGGCAGUCUUCCAGAAAUAUGUGCCAUCUUUCACCGGCUACAGCCAACAAGAUGCUCAGGAAUUCCUCAAAUUCUUUAUGGAUCGGAUUCACGUGGAAAUCAAUCGGAAGGGCAGGAAAACUCCCAGCAUUCUGUCUGACGCCAAGCGCCCCGCAGCACUGGAACAUCAGGAUUCUCUCAGCGAUGAUGAACGAGCCAAUCAGAUGUGGAAGCGUUACCUGGAGAGAGAAGACAGCAAAAUAGUGGAUCUGUUCGUGGGCCAGUUAAAGAGUUGCCUUAAGUGCCAGGCUUGUGGCUACCGCUCCCCCACGUUUGAAGUCUUCUGCGACCUGUCUCUGCCCAUCCCUAAGAAGGGGUUUGCGGGGGGCAGGGUCUCGCUGCUCGAUUGCUUCAGCCUUUUCACGAAGGAAGAGGAGCUGAACUCCGAGAAUGCCCCAAUCUGUGAUCGCUGCCGGCAGAGGACGAGGAGCACGAAGAAGCUCACCAUACAGCGCUUCCCCCGAAUCCUUGUCCUGCAUCUCAACAGAUUCUCCACCACUCGCUUCUCCAUAAAGAAAUGUUCUGUCUCCGUCGACUUCCCCCUGCACCGACUCCACUUGAAGGAGUUUGCCAGCGAGAAGUCUGGAAACCCCACGUACAACCUCUACGCCUUGUGCAACCACUCAGGCAGCGUGCACUACGGGCACUACACCGCCUACUGCAGAACCCAGUCCAGCUGGUACGCCUACAACGACUCCCGGGUGUCUCCCAUCAACGAGAGUCAGGUCCAGUCUAACGAGGGCUACGUUCUCUUCUAUGAGCUUGACGACACCUGUUGGAAGCCAUGACACUUCAUCAGGAGGCGGAGCUUGGUGAGGGGGGCGUGGUGUUUCAGAUGGAAAGACCCACUUGCAGGGGGACCUUCUCUGCAGCAGGACCGGGGCCAAUGGACCAGAGUGGGGGGGGGUAGAAACUUAAGCAAUAAACUGCAACUGACAGACUGCACCCUGAUCAUGUGACCAUUCCAGACUCCAUCGCCCUCUCCUUGCUUUUGUGACAUCCCGCGGUCAAUGUGAACUGUCUCUUAGCGACUGCCCAACGCACUUUUGGUUUCCCUGGAGGGGGGUAUUUAUGUCUCCCGGCUAAACUAGCGCUAAACGGGCGACGUUGCUGAACUACAACUCCCAGCUGGCGUUAUAUGCGAAAGAAUUCUGGGACUUGUAGUCCAGCAACAUCCAAGGACUCAAGCCUAAGGGAUAGGGUUGUAGAUAUGGCUAGCUUACUGCCCUAAUGGUGGCCAUACACUGUCCCUAGGGCUAGCUUUCUGCCCUAAUGGUGGCCAUACAGUGUCCCUAGGGCUAGCUUACUGCCCUAAUGGUGGCCAUACACUGUCCCUAGGGCUAGCUUACUGCCCUAAUGGUGGCCAUACAGUGUCCCUAGGGCUAGCUUUCUGCCCUAAUGGUGGCCAUACAGUGUCCCUAGGGCUAGCUUACUGCCCUAAUGGUGGCCAUACAGUGUCCCUAGGGCUAGCUUACUGCCCUAAUGGUGGCCAUACAGUGUCCCUAGGGCUAGCUUACUGCCCUAAUGGUGGCCAUACAGUGUCCCUAGGGCUAGCUUUCUGCCCUAAUGGUGGCCAUACAGUGUCCCUAGGGCUAGCUUACUGCCCUAAUGGUGGCCAUACAGUGUCCCUAGGGCUAGCUUACUGCCCUAAUGGUGGCCAUACAGUGUCCCUAGGGCUAGCUUUCUGCCCUAAUGGUGGCCAUACAGUGUCCCUAGGGCUAGCUUUCUGCCCUAAUGGUGGCCAUACAGUGUCCCUAGGGCUAGCUUACUGCCCUAAUGGUGGCCAUACACUGUCCCUAGGGCUAGCUUACUGCCCUAAUGGUGGCCAUACAGUGUCCCUAGGGCUAGCUUACUGCCCUAAUGGUGGCUAUACAGUGUCCCUAGGGCUAGCUUACUGCCCUAAUGGUGGCCAUACAGUGUCCCUAGGGCUAGCUUACUGCCCUAAUGGUGGCUAUACAGUGUCCCUAGGGCUAGCUUACUGCCCUAAUGGUGGCCCUACACUGUCCCUAGGGCUAGCUUACUGCCCUAAUGGUGGCCCUACACUGUCCCUAGGGCUAGCUUACUGCCCUAAUGGUGGCCCUACACUGUCCCUAGGGCUAGCUUACUGCCCUAAUGGUGGCCCUACACUGUCCCUAGGGCUAGCUUACUGCCCUAAUGGUGGCCCUACACUGUCCCUAGGGCUAGCUUUCUGCCCUAAUGGUGGCCCUACACUGUCCCUAGGGCUAGCUUACUGCCCUAAUGGUGGCCAUACACUGUCCCUAGGGCUAGCUUACUGCCCUAAUGGUGGCCAUACACUGUCCCUAGGGCUAGCUUACUGCCCUAAUGGUGGCUAUACAGUGUCCCUAGGGCUAGCUUACUGCCCUAAUGGUGGCCAUACAGUGUCCCUAGGGCUAGCUUUCUGCCCUAAUGGUGGCCAUACAGUGUCCCUAGGGCUAGCUUACUGCCCUAAUGGCCAUACAGUGUCCCUAGGGCUAGCUUACUGCCCUAAUGGUGGCCAUACAGUGUUCCUAGGAUUCCAUCACGAUCCAAUCUUGGCCCAGGGAUCAAACAGGUUUUUCCACAAUUUGGCCCCCAACAUAUUGCACCCAAUUGGUUUGAGCAGUUGGCCCCGGGGCCAAUGAUGGGGAAUCAUAACUGGAGCCUAGGGAGACCCAGUGGGAAAGGACCCCACCUCCACGUGCGGAUAUCAGUCUCCAUUAGACCCGCGUGGGCAGUUCCAGCGGAAGUCCGUCCCCCGAGGAAUCGGCACCGCCACUCAUUAACUGAAAUGUUUGAAUUUGACUUUUAUUUUGUAAGGUUUGUCUGUACAUAAGGUGUUAGCGCAUCGACCUGUCACAUUUGUAAAUACCAGAUACCGGAAUUCUAUAUAUAUUGACUUUUAACAGUAAAUUUACUACAAAAAU